AAAAAAAAAACAGUGCAUUUACUUAAAAUGUGUUGCAUUGUUUCCAUAUUUUGAAAUAAAAUCACUAACAAGAGAUCAAAAUAAUUCCAUUUGAUCUUUGUUUCAAUAUAAUUGAUAGUUUUGACCAUAUGAGCGAAGAAAGUUAAAAAUUUAUAAUUCUCUUAAUUUCAUUUCGAUUCCUCUGUGAAUUUCAUUUUAUGUGCUUUUGUUCGAGUGCUUGAUUUCUCGAAUUCAAGUGAAUAAAAUCAUGGGCAAAGGUCCAGGCCUAUACUCUGAUAUCGGCAAAAGCGCUCGAGAUCUUCUUUACAAGGAUUACAACAGCGACCAGAAGUUUACAAUCACCACCUACUCUCCUACUGGAGUUACUCUCACUUCUACGGGAACAAAGAAAGGUGAGCUAUUAUUGGCUGAUGUGAACACACAGUUGAAGAACAAAAACAUCACCACUGACAUCAAAGUCGACACUGGCUCAAAUCUCUUCACCACUGUAACAAUUGAUGAGCUUACUCUUGGAUUGAAGGCUAUAUUAAGCUUUAGAGUUCAUGAUCAAAGGUCAGGAAAGUUGGAACUUCAAUAUUUGCACGAGUAUGCAGGCCUAAGCUCAAGUGUUGGGUUGACUGCGAACCCGAUUGUGAAUCUUUCUGUUGUUCUUGGAAACAAUAAGCUCGCCUUGGGUAGUGAUGCGUCUUUCGACACCAAGGAAGGAGCAUUUACCAAAUGCAACUUUGGCGCAAGCUUCACAAAUACUGAUCUUAUUGCUGCCUUGUCACUGAAUGACAAGGGUGAUACGUUGAGUGCGUCAUACUACCAUAUAGUGAGCCCAUUGUCCAGCAGUGUUGUUGGCGCGGAGGUGACCCACAGCUUCUCAAGAAACGAGAACACCAUUACUGUUGGCACUCAGCAUCAGUUGGACCCAUUGACCACCGUGAAAGCACGAUUGAACAAUGUUGGUAAGGCAAAUGCUUUGAUACAACACGAAUAGCGUCCGAAGUCGCUUGUCACCAUCUCAACAGAAGUUGACACCAAGUCUAUUGACAAGAGCGCCAAAUUUGGGUUGGCCUUGGCCCUAAAGCCAUGAGGUUUGAACAUUGCUGCUUUUAGAAAUAAUUAGGUGGUUCCCUGAAUUUCAUUGGCCAAUACCUUUUCUCUCAUUUACCAGUUGCUAAACUAUUAUCAUUUCCUUGUCAUCUUUGAGCCUGAAUCUUGCGGUAGUUUCAUUUUACAUUUGAAGAUAUCAUUCGAAGUUUUCUAGUCUGGAA
This is a messenger RNA of Salvia miltiorrhiza (redroot sage), 1259 nucleotides long. RefSeq names its product mitochondrial outer membrane protein porin of 34 kDa-like. Bases 248 to 982 code for a protein of 244 amino acids. The record is from RefSeq and is a predicted model, not a curated record. Lineage: Eukaryota; Viridiplantae; Streptophyta; Magnoliopsida; Lamiales; Lamiaceae. The transcript is spliced from 6 exons. Gene Ontology annotation, biological process: monoatomic anion transmembrane transport. Gene Ontology annotation, molecular function: voltage-gated monoatomic anion channel activity. Gene Ontology annotation, cellular component: mitochondrial outer membrane.